Guillardia theta CCMP2712 is the source of this 1416-nucleotide messenger RNA. RefSeq lists its product as hypothetical. Bases 1 to 1416 code for a protein of 471 amino acids. Gene Ontology annotation, cellular component: cytoplasm; mRNA cleavage factor complex. The record is from RefSeq and is a predicted model, not a curated record. Gene Ontology annotation, biological process: termination of RNA polymerase II transcription. The transcript is spliced from 11 exons. Lineage: Eukaryota; Cryptophyceae; Pyrenomonadales; Geminigeraceae. Gene Ontology annotation, molecular function: mRNA binding; RNA polymerase II complex binding.
AUGGACCCCGCAGCAAUCGAGUUUCUUCAGAGCUAUGAAAGCGAGCUGGUGGGCAUGCAGCGACCGGACAAGGGAGUAAUAAAUGUCCUGACCAUGCUCGCGUCCGACAACAUCGACGCGCCUCCAGUUGCAAACGGCAUCGUAGCCUGUAUAGAAAAAUGCAUCCGAAUGUUUCCCCCCAACAAGAAGCUCAUCCCUCUCUACCUCAUGGACUCGAUCGUCAAGAACGUCGGAGCCAUCUACACACAUCUCUUCGUGCAGAAUCUGACAGACAUCUUCUGUACCUCGUUCGCUGCUGUGGACAAUCAAACGCGUGCAUCCUACAUCAAGCUGCUUGACACAUGGAAGGCUCAAUCUGUCUUUCCUCCCGCUAAGAACGAAGAGAUUCGCACUCGUCUCGCCGCCAUGCUCCAGUCCGGCAUCCCCUCCAAUCGUCCUGGACUAGACCGGCGACCAGAGCCUGAGAGGAGGGGGAUGAUGCCAGGGGUUCCAGGGAACGGGUCUGGGAUGAUGCCUGGGUACCACGGGGGAGGAAUGCAUCCUGCUGUUGGGAUGAAUCCAAUGCACGGAAACAUCCCGAACAACCCGGUCACAGUCUCAUCCAUACAAGAGCAGCAGACUCUGCUGCAGAACAGAGUGUAUGGUCUUGUCAACUCUUUGAUGCCGCAGCAACCUGCUCAGCCCAUGGGGUUGUCGGGCUUGCCUCCAAACAUGCAGAUGAUAGAAUCUCACCUCCUUCCGCAGCCCAACCCCCUCCAACAGUUGUUGGAGGAUUUUCAGCUUCAACAGGGGCUCAAGGACGCGGUAGGAGUGAAAGAUUCCGUCGAAGAGUAUGCUCCAAGGCAGCUCAACAGUAAGGAUCUCAACAGUCGGGAGGUGUUGGACGUGGUUUACCGGCUCUACGAGGGUCAGCCCUUCAUCUGCAAGACAGACGGGAGAAGAUUCAGAUCACAGGAGGAUCUCAGCAACCACCUUGACCGGUUGUUUGAGAUCAACCGGGCAAAGAAGGAGAACUUGGGGGCACGAGAGCGGCACUGGUUCAAGGUCAUCUCCGAGUGGACCGCGUGCAAGGACCUUGUCCUCCGCAAGCCUGUCGAUCUGAAGGUGCAGGUGGACGGGCAGCCCCCACAAGAGAGCGCAGCCUUUCAGGAGAGCGUCGUGCCUGCUGACGACGGGGCGUUCACCGGGGACCCUCGAUGCUCAGCGUGCAGCGAGAAGAUGAAGAAGGAGUAUGACAAGGAGGAGGAUCGGUGGGUGUUUCGAGGAGCCGUCAGGGUCAACGGCAACGGGCAAGUCGACAGCGCAGGUCUCUUCCUGGUGCAUCAGAAGUGCUACCAGGAGGGCGCCACCUACUCCGACGUCCAUGUUGCCUCGACUCCUCGUACCCAGGAGGCGCUCAGCAGCUGGGGCUCGUGA